UUUUAAUCUUUCAAACAAACACUCCAGAAUCAAACCUUAAUCAUUUCUGGUUAAAAAUAUGAAUAAAAAACUUCCAAUUUCCAGUUUAUUUACUGUCCUGUUGUUGUUAUGUGUUUUCCUUCCUUUAUCAAUUCAAAUCAUAAACGAUGAUAUCAAAGACUACAAAACACAGCUUUUAACCGCAGUAAAACAAGACAAAGAUUGGUUAAUUUCAAUCAGAAGACAAAUACAUGAACACCCUGAACUCCGUUUUCAAGAACAUAAAACAAGUGGUCUUAUUCGACAUGAACUUGAUAAACUUAAUAUUUCAUAUAAAUACCCAAUUGCAAAAACAGGUGUUGUUGCCGAUAUCGGUACAGGGUUGCCGCCUUUUGUUGCUCUUAGAGCUGAUAUGGAUGCCCUCCCUUUGCAGGAGUUGGUUGAAUGGGAACAUAAGAGUAAAAGAGACGGUCUGAUGCAUGGAUGUGGGCAUGAUGCUCAUACUACUAUGCUUCUUGGUGCUGCUAAGCUACUUAACCAGAGAAAAGACAAACUUAAGGGGACUGUUAGACUUCUUUUCCAACCUGCUGAGGAGGGAGGUGCUGGUGCAUCACAUAUGAUAAAAGAGGGUGUACUUGGUGGCGUAGAGGCUAUAUUUGGAAUGCAUGUUGAUUUAUCGAUUCCCACUGGAACUAUAGCAACCCUUCCAGGACCAAUGCUGGCUGCUGUAUGCUUCUUUGUGGCUCGAAUUGAAGGUAAAGGUGGUCAUGCUGCCAAACCCCAUGCCAGUGUGGAUCCAGUACUUGCUGCAUCGUCUAUUAUUUUGGCUUUACAACAAUUGAUCUCUAGAGAACUAGAUCCGCUUCAUAGUCAAGUGCUAUCAGUUACUUUUGUCAAGGGUGGUGAUGCAUUUAAUGUCAUUCCACCUUAUGUUGAACUAGGCGGAACACUCAGGAGUUUUACAACCGAAGGAUUGAUUCGUCUUCAGCAAAGGGUUAAAGAGGUGGUUGAAGGACAGGCAGCUGUUCAUAGAUGUAAAGGUUCGGUUGACAUGAAAGAAGAUGAGUACCCUCCUUAUCCAGCCACCAUCAAUGAUGAAACCUUAAACAAGCAUGUGGACCAGGUAGGCGCGAUGUUACUCGGUCCACCGGGAGUCAAAUUGUCGAAAAAGGUUAUGGCUGGUGAAGACUUUGCUUUCUAUCAAGAAGUUAUUCCUGGAGUAAUGUUUGGAGUUGGAAUACGUAAUGAGGAUAUUGGUUCAAUUCACUCCCCACACUCGCCUUAUUUCUAUCUUGAUGAAGAUGUUCUUCCUAUUGGAGCAGCAUUACACACUGCCAUAGCAGAGACUUAUCUUAGUGAACACCAACUCCCUUCAUAGUUCAAAAAGGUGCAUACUUUCAUGUUUUAUUUGAAUAAACUUUGUAUAGUCCAUGUAAUCAACUUUGUUUCAUCCAACCCUUGUUGCUAAAUUUCUCAAGUACUUCAAUGAAACAAAAUCAAUACACAUUACCAUGUCAAAA
Messenger RNA from Erigeron canadensis, 1499 nucleotides. RefSeq names its product IAA-amino acid hydrolase ILR1-like 5. Gene Ontology annotation, molecular function: IAA-Ala conjugate hydrolase activity. The transcript is spliced from 5 exons. Gene Ontology annotation, cellular component: endoplasmic reticulum. The record is from RefSeq and is a predicted model, not a curated record. Gene Ontology annotation, biological process: auxin metabolic process. The coding region runs from base 59 to 1357 and encodes 432 amino acids. Lineage: Eukaryota; Viridiplantae; Streptophyta; Magnoliopsida; Asterales; Asteraceae.